Ichthyophthirius multifiliis is the source of this 504-nucleotide messenger RNA. RefSeq lists its product as hypothetical. The transcript has 3 exons. The record is from RefSeq and is a predicted model, not a curated record. NCBI's taxonomy places the organism in Eukaryota, Ciliophora, Oligohymenophorea, Hymenostomatida.
AUGAGUUUUGGAAUAGAUAUGUUAAAAUAUAAAAUUAAUGAAAUUAUUUUAUGGGGAUUUUCACUUGGAAGUGGCCCUGCUGUUCAUCUUGCUUCUAAAUAUAAAAAUAUUAAAGGGUUGAUUUUGGAGGCUCCAUUAGCAUCUGUUUAUCUUUUCUUGGAAAAAUAAGUAGAUAUUAAUUAUUAAGAUUAAGAAAGUGAUAUCUAUGGAAACAUAUGGAAAAUUGGAAAAGUCUAAUGUUCUAUUAUGCUUAUUCAUGGAAAAAGUGAUGAAUGUUUGAUUAUAGAUGAAUUAAAGCAUAAUGAUUUGAAAUAACUUUUAUUGAUUAAAAAAUCGGUAACUUCUUCUAAAUUAAAAGAGUUUAUUGAAUAAGUAAAUAAUUUGGAAUAUUUAAAGACAGAUUAUUCGUAAAUAAAUUAAAAUGAAUAGAACCAAAUUAUAUAAGAGUAAGAAAUUUUAAAAGAAUAUAAUUAUUAAAUAAUAACAGAUUAUUUUGUUGAUUGA